AUGAGAGCAUUGUUUUUUCCAGCUCUUCUACCUUUACUCGGACUUAUUGUUUACACUGUGCUCGGUGCCUUAUUGUUUAGCGAGUUAGAGGGUCCUAACGAGCAAUACGAAUUGGAACUCCUCAAAAAACAGAGGGAAGAACUGUUUGAGGUAAAUCCAGAAGAGACUCGAUGGAAUUUUUGGGGAGCAAUUUUCUACUGUAUGACAGUUUAUACAACAAUCGGUUACGGUAAUAUUGUACCUGUAACAACAGCCGGUCGAGUGCUAACAAUUCUCUACGCUUUUAUUGGGAUCCCAAUCGCUGUUCUUACACUUUUUGCUCUUGGUGCUAUGUUUGCUAGAUUAUGUAAGGUGGUCUGGAAAACUUUAAUAAAAUCCACGAAAGUUGUUAGCAAAGAUUUGGAACAGAAGGUAAGCGCAGCUGUCGGUUUUGGUGAUGAAGCAAAACCACAAAUGGAUCAAUCAUCCUCAAACCUCGGUGAUGAGGAUCUUUUAUCGUUUCCUAUUUCAUUCCUCAUAUUUCUUACAAUUCUUUGGGUUGGGCGACGACCUGUGGUGAACGCUAAGCUCGCCGUGGCAUGGCUGCUUAGUUUGGGGAAAAGUCUUUUUGCCACUCCAGCAUAUUCACUGCCUCAGUACCCUGCACACUGGGCCCUGCCGUCUCAGACGUCGGACGGUAUGGCGACCGGUGAGAGGCGAUCAAAUCUCAGGUUGCUCAGGACGUCAUUGAUUCUGGACCAAGGCGACACACGCACGACUCGCCAUGGAGACUGUCUCAGACUGUGUACUUACAACGCGAGAACAGUUUCCACAGACGCCGACCUGCAUGCCCUUCUCGGAGCUGCAGAGCGUAUCAAAUUUCACGUGAUUGCUCUGCAGGAGACCAAGUGCAGAAGGAGCGACGUACGACAGAUGCAUGACGGUACACUCGUCAUUCGUGGAGAGAAGGUUCCGUCGCGAAAUGUAUGCGGUGUUGGUUUCGUUGUGCACCCAUCUGUCGUCCAUCUCGUCGAUUCUCACGAGAUCCUGUCACCUCGUCUGGCCAUUCUUCGCCUCCGCCUCCCCUCUGCGCAAAAAUCCAUCAGUAUCAUCAACUGCUAUUCACCAACAUCACCAGCUGAUGAUUCCGAAUUGGACGCGUUUUACGAGGAGCUGGAGGAAGUAGUCCACAACGAGAAGUCCUUUUACAAAUUCGUUGUCGGAGACUUCAACGCAAAACUAGGAAAGGCCACAGAAGAGGAAUACAGGACUGGAAGAUUUGGACUAGGGGACCGGAAUGAAAAUGGCAAUCGUCUCGCAGGGCUGUUGUCCGCCGCUCGCCUCUUUCAUGGGAACUCUCUUUUCAUGAAAAAAGAUCAUCGUCGGUGGACAUGGGAAUCGCCCAAUAGCGCGACUCGUGCGGAGAUCGACCACAUACUCACCAACCGGAGGUGGUGUCUACUUGACGUCUCAGUAGUACCAUCCUUUUGUAGUGAUUCUGAUCACCGUCUCCUUCGUGCGAAAAUACGGCUUAGCCACUCGAUGGAAAAGAACAUCUGCUAUCGGCAACGAAGGAGAAAAGAAGUCGUCUACGACGAUUGCGUACUCGAGGACUCCCUGUCCCAAAGUGACUGGCACAUCGAGGAGGACCCAAACGUGGACUACGAGAUGCUACUCAGAGGAUUACGAGCCUGUGCUGAACGUGCCUCGAAGUCGCGCACGACAAACUUGGAUCGAAUUUCGAAGACGACCAAGGAAUUGUUAGGAAGAAGAAGGGCUUUGAGGCUUGAUCCGAAUGCAUCGCACAUUGAGCGGUUAGUAGCAAACACUAGCUGCAGAAAAGCGUUGCAGGAGGAUCUUUUGAAGUACAGGCAGAAGAAGAUUCUAGAAGCAGCACAAAGAAGAACGAGUCUAAAGAAGUGCCGCAGGGAUCUCCGCGAAUAUAAUAUUCCGCUAGCAACCUUGCUGAGCGAAGACGGGACUCGCACGUCUUCUCGUCGUGAGAUGGAAAUCAUUACGGAGAGGUUUUACUCGAACCUUUUCCGUUCAUCAACUCCUGUGUCAAGCCCAAUCAUCCCCACUGGCUCCACCACGGAUUCUCCCUUCGGAAGUACGAGUCGCUAUCAAGAGCAUGAAACCUGGCACAGCCCCCGGACCUGA
This is a messenger RNA of Necator americanus (New World hookworm), 2139 nucleotides long. RefSeq lists its product as uncharacterized. NCBI's taxonomy places the organism in Eukaryota, Metazoa, Nematoda, Chromadorea, Rhabditida, Ancylostomatidae. The record is from RefSeq and is a predicted model, not a curated record. Gene Ontology annotation, cellular component: plasma membrane; nucleus. Gene Ontology annotation, biological process: stabilization of membrane potential; chromatin remodeling; potassium ion transmembrane transport. Gene Ontology annotation, molecular function: outward rectifier potassium channel activity; potassium ion leak channel activity; catalytic activity. The transcript has 5 exons. The coding region runs from base 1 to 2139 and encodes 712 amino acids.